UUUCUUUUUGUUCACACACUUUUUUCCAGCUAAUUGUUUUUAUUUAAAACAAUAAAAAAAAAAACAAGUUCACAUGAUGGGAAGUUACAGGUUAGAACUGGUUUUACAUACAAGAGGGGGAAAAACCCCCAGAAUUUCAGCUUAACAUGAGAAGAAAAAUAUCCAGUGACAGUAUUCAAAAUGAAAAAUUGCAAAUCCCUCUCCAUCUUUUUGUUUCCCAGCCACUUCCCCUCAGUAUGAGCAGCACCUCUGUCCAAGACCCCCAAGCCCAGGGCCUGCCUUCCAGUAGUGGGCCCACCUCACCCUCCCGACCUCUACAGCCCUCCUCUGAAUCUUCAGUGUCUAAAAAAGUUUGCUUCUACAAAAGCGGUGACUACAAAUUCAGUGGCCAUCGUUUGAUCAUCACUGCCCGCACCUUCAAGACGUUUGAUGCUCUUCUGGAUGCUCUGUCCAAAAAAGUGCCUCUGCCGUUCGGAGUAAGAACAAUCACCACGCCGCGGGGAACUCACCUUGUUAAAGCUUUAGAGGACUUACAGGAUGGGGGAGCUUACGUGUGUUCUGAUCAGAAACGGGUGAAGCCGUUAAACCUGGAUGAGGUGAACCGGAGACAGGUACCUUGGAAUGCAACCAGACUGCUCAGCGCACGGCGGCGAAAGCGUCAAGGACUCCGAUCUGGUCAGUUUGAAAGAGGGAACAAUGCAACCAGCAGGCCAGCAAAGAUCACUGAAAGGGUGGCAGUACGGACUCCGAAGAAGCUUGUAGUCAUCAAAAACAGAGAUCCCACCGUUAAACGCACCAUAGUGCUGCAGAGGAGAACUGCACCAACAUUUGAUGCUUUGCUGGAUUACCUGUCUCAGAUCCUCCAGUUUCCAGUGCUGAAACUUUACUCCACCGAAGGCAGAAGAAUUGAUGGUCUUGCUGCUCUCAUUCUGUGCUCUGGAGUUGUUGUGGCAGCUGGAAAUGAGCCAUUCAGAUUAGGGAAUUACAACUUCCAAAGAACGGGCCAGAUUGCUCAGAUCUUGUUUGUGGAAAAUGUGGAGCCAUCGUUACAACCUAGUAUCAAGAAGAACAAAUCUUUCUCAAGUGGACGAGACUCCAGAAACUUCUCCCUUUCAUCAGAGCGAUUUGUUGUAAACCAGAUAAACACGUCUCAGAGUGGAAGCUUGAGUGGCCACCAGCACCAUCCCAAGAGAUCAUCAGAAAAAGAGUCUCAUCCGCUUCAGACAUCCACGGAAAUGUAUGAAAACGAGGGGAGAGACGUUGAGCCCGGUGCUUGCAUUGUGCCUCGAGAUGAUGACAUCGAGAAGUCCUUCUGUGUGAAUCCAGACGGCAGCAUGACAGUGGAGAUGAAAGUCCGCCUGACCAUUAAGGAGCAGGAGCUGCUUUACUGGACGACCACGCUCAGCCGCUCCAGCCUUAGCAGGAGGAAAGUCUGUACUUCUGGUUCUGCCUCUGAAAGAAACUCACCUGACUCGAACAACGUCAUUGCCAAAGACUCCUCGAAUGUUCAAGAGGACGAAACAAAAGAGGACAACUGCCACAAUGGGGCUGUCAGCUUUAACGAUGAGCAGACUUGUAAAAGCUUCACUUCCACAACUUUAGGGAAAGCUACAACAAGGCUGAAGCGCACUCCUACGCCAGGUCCCCGACACGUUAAUAAAAAGACGUCUGUCGAGAGCGUGAAGGUGGUUACAGAGACGGGGGUUCAGGAGAGCACCAAGGGACAUUAUUCUUAUACGGAGAGGACCAGAGAUGGUGAGACAGCUGAGGAGUUCUGCAUUGUUCGACACAGUAGCAGCAGCAGCAGCAGACCCAUGGCCAAACCUCGUACAACAGCAUCAUCAGGAGCGAGCAACGAGCGCUUCUCCACGAGGACUUCAGGGGAAGCCGAGGUCCUUCAGAUUCAGAACAACGGAAUGGAGGUCACAGAGACGGUGAUGCAUAUUUACGAAAGUCAAGGCUGUUACGACAACUACUUUGCAAAUGAGGAAUACAGCGCAGAUGCAGCUUCUUUACAAGCCUCUCCUUCGGUGGCAGAAAGCAAACCGUCCACAGACUCCGGGCCUCUCUCGUCCAGCAACGACUGCGAUAUAGAUUGUAACUGGCAGCCGCCUAAUGCUGAGUCACUGCAGAGGCAGAAAGAGGAGAUGCUUUCACUGUCAUCAGAACCAGAGUCGCUGACACGUCAGGUUGCAAACAACCCGUCUCCAGCACUGGAGAACAAAGCUGUCAACACACAAAGUAUGGAGAAAGUCAAAACAGAAAACACGGCAACAAGCAUCAAAAGGAAAAAGAUCAUCAGCUCAACAGCUUCUACAAACAGCACAGACAAAACCCGGAAAGAAAUCCGCUCCUCAAGGCACAGUAAACAUUCAUCUACUGAUAAGAUGAGCAGUGAUGCCAGUGUUGGGAAAAAGAGCCUGAGCUCAUCAGAGAAAUCCAAAAGUGUUUUAAACAGUAAAGGAGAGGAAAAAUCACACUCGAGACCAUCGAUCAAAGAUCAACCAAGACCCCAAAAGGGUUCAGCCUUAUCUCUACCAUCUGAAAAUGUUACAACAACCCCGCCUAAGAGGAUAAACACGGUUAAAGCUGCCGGAAAUGAUAACAGCCUCAAUGUAAAUUCUCCCAUCGGAAGGCCUCGGAUCAAAAAGAACAUGUCAGACAUUUUACCAACAAAAAAGUCCUCAGCGUCAAGCACAAGGACAAUUGGCAGGCCCAAGUCUCUGAUGGAAUGCCAGCAGUCACCUCCCAAGCUGAAUGUUGAGCUGAGUGAAAGUGGAUCCAUUCCUUCUCUCAAUCCCUCACCUUCGGAGAUCCACCAGUACGUCGAGGACUGGUUAGAGAAGGUCAGUCCGAACCCUGCGCCGUAUGCAGAAGAGCUGAUGGCAGACGACGCUGAAGCUCGGACAAAGGUUGUGUUUAAAUUGGGUGAUGACUCUGAAUCAGAGGAAGUCACUGACCACCAGACAAAUGUCAGUGAUGCUAUGAAGAAGUCCUCUUCCUGUCUAUCGGUUCCUCUUUUUCACGAGGGCCCAGCAACACCGCUGCUGCAAGGGGAACAGAGAGCACGAGGGCUGUGUGUUUCAAUGCCAAGUGUCAGAGCUGACCCACUAACACACGAGAACAAGCUCAGGCUGCACAAAUCCGCAGAGGCGAUCGGUCCAGAUGAAAGUGCAAUGUCUUUAUCUAACAUGUUGAGCCCCAAAGACAAGAUGAAACCUGUCCUCCAGCAGCUUUGCUCGUCAAUUCAGUGCAUCAGAAGAACCAGCGACGCAGCGCCCACGCUUCAAAAUUCCAGCAGCCUUCCCAAUUUCUCCACGCAAGUCGCCUCCGUGUUCGGAUCGUCGUGCAAAGCCUUCCUGUCAUUUCUGUCUGUGAUGACUUUGAAAGACAACCUAAAAGGCUCCCCGCCAGCCGGAGCUAAUCAGUCAAGAACCACGUCGGAGGCCAUGUUAAUGAUGGAAUCCCUGCAGAAGAUUUCCACCAUGGAGGACGAAGAGAAGCAAAGGGCCAGUCUGACUGAUUUGCAAAGCAGAGCGUCAUCUCAGUUCAGAGAGAGAUGGAAGGAUUUCCAGAUUAUGAGAGAAAGGUUUGAGAGCGAGCCGCUCUCCCCCAGAGUUUCAGAGACGGAGUUUGCUCUGGAUGUCGUUUCUGAAGGUGGGGAUCUGUUUGAGGAGCGUCGUCUGGGUCUGGAUGAGCUGAUGGAUGAGCUGAACAUGCCGCAAGACCUCCGGGAGGAAAUCGCCUCGACGAUCCAAAGCUUCUACCCGGUCGACGAGAGCACCUUUGUUGAGACGGUUAAGCACGAAUCAGACUCGGAGGAAGACGUGGAACUGCUUAUUGGUGAAGAUGAAACAAAACUUUCACCAGAGGCCGACAGUUCAGCUGAGGACCUAAAUGAAGCAAGAACAGAAUUUAACGGGUCAGAAGAAUCAGAGAUAAACAAGCCGCCGAAAGAUGAGGAAGUAGAGGAAGGAAAUCCAAAAGAGAAUGAAGAAAAAGAAGAAUGGAAAAGGGAAGAAGGUGUUGUAGUGAGGUUUCUUGAGAAGGCAGGAAAUGAUGAGAAGCAGAAAGAUUGGGAGGAAGAGAGAAUAAGUGGUGGAGAAUCUGAUGAGAAAGGAAGAGCAGGAAUAACAGAGGAUGAGGAGGUCAUGAGGAAUAGGUUAGAAGGAAUAGAUAAAGAUCAAACUGAAGAGAAUGGUGAAGGGUUAGCAGAUGAAACAGGACAUGAAGGUAGCGUAGAAGAUACGGAUGAAAGAGAAGGUGCCAACGAGACAGAGGAGGAAGAAAAGGAAGCAGAAACUUUAAUCGAUGAGAGUCAGGAGGAAGGGGACAAUUUUUCUGAGGAUGUAGAAGAGGAGGAGCGAAUGGGGAAGGGUGAGCUCCACGAUGAAGAUGAGGAAGAACCUUUAACAGAUGGCAGGGGUGAGGAAGAAGGAGAAAAACUAUGUUAUGUGGGUGUAGAGGAGGAAGGAAAAGGUGAGAAUGACGACAGAGAUGAGGCAGAAGCUUUAAGUGAUGAGAGUCAGAAGAAAGUAGAAAAUCCUUGUGAUGUAGAGAAGGGAGGAAACAGUGAGGAAGAUGAAGAAACCAUAGAACAUGAAGAGAAAGAGGUGGAAGAAAAUGGCCUCACAGAGGAGGCAGAGGAAGGGACUGAUGAAAAGUGGAAAGUCAGUGAAGAGAAAUGUGAGGAAGCAAACAGGGAGGAGGGCAAUGACAGAACUGAUGAAGGUGAAAACAAAGAAGAGGUGAAGCAGUUAAUGAAGGAAGUUAUAGAGAGAAAUGUCAAUGAGGAGGAAUUUAGUGAAGAAUACAAAAGUGAACAAAAAGAGAAGGACGACACAGAAGAAGAAAGGUGUGAUCAGGCUGAAAAAGACAGAAAUGUUCAGGAAGUAGAAUCAACAGAAGAAGGGGAAGUCAUAGAUGAGUUAGGGGAUGAGGAAAACAUGACUGUAGAUGAAGAGGAGAGGGUCAGUGAUGAAGAAGAGCGGCCUUCAGAGCACAGAGGCAGCUGCCAAGGAGCAAAUCUACAAGAUAAUCAGGAAUCUCCUUCCCAGUAUUCCUCUGAAGGCCAGUGUGAGGAUGACAAAGGCAGAGACACUGCCCACGAAACAGAUGAAGGAGGGGAAGAGCAUGAAGCUGGAAGCAUCAGUUUGUCCCAUCCAGGAGAAAUUUCCCAGGAAUUACUUGACUUUGUGAAUAAUGCCCUCCAGUCCCAUUCCCUGGUGUUCACAUAUGACACCCAGGGGAACUUGAGGAUAGUGACUGACAACGCUCGAGUUGUACAACCCAAACAAGGCAUGAUACCAAAAGCUGGGAAGGACAAUUCUUAUGGUUUAAAAUGUCUGCCAAGCCCGAUCACGUCUGAUUUAUCUGAUUACAGACCGGAAACUUCAGGAAGUGGAGGAUAUAAAACCCAGGAGUCUGAAGACAUUGUUUCAGAGAAUGGAGAAGAUGCUCCAGAGAAACAGUCAAUCAAAACUCAAUCAUCAUCCAGGACUGAGAGAAGGAAUCAGAGACGGGCUGUCUCAAAUGUGUCUGCUGUGAGCAGCUCAGAGGCCUUGCAGAAUUCCAGUAUCGGAAGUGUGAGGAGUUCCAGCGAUGCCGGUACUAAGUCUUCCAGGGAAGAUCUCUCCUAUUUCAGUGCUGCGAGCUCACUAAAAGCAGAAGCUGAAGCACAAAAUGCACAAAGCAACACCGAUGGUGUUUUGAUUGAUCAAGGGAGGUGGCUUCUGAAGGAGAACCACCUCAUACGGAAAUCUCCUCCAGUCUCCUUGGGAAUGUACAGGGAUUUGGACAGCACAUCCGUAGACACAGCUCACGGGAACAUGAGUGAGGAUUCCCCGCCUUACACCAAAACCCAACACGACCCCCUCGCUGCCAUUUCCUCAUCGGAGCUCGAGGAGAUGGCGAAGCCUCUAACUCCAAAGUGCACCUACUACAACAUGCCUCACGGGAGUGACUCCGACCCGUUUUUAGACGACGUCAGCGACAGAAGUGUGAAGCUCGACGCGAGCAGCGUGAAAGCACGAGGCUUCAGGGUGUCGCCAGCUGUCGACACGUCUAAAACUUGGACAAACAGAAAUGGAAGCCUGUCGUCGUUUGCAUCGGUUGAGUUCAAAAUCCCAGACAGGAAGGUGCAUCCUGAGGGUGAGUCAUCAGCUGUGAGGCAAACAAGAAGGACAUCUAGUGGAGAGCAAGGUGCAUUACAACCUCAGGACUCUCUGGAGUCAUUGCAUUUGAGAUGUGGUCAGUACUGCCCCAUACUGUAGGAGCUGGACUCUGACUGUCAACAAAUACGCUGUUCUGCUAGUUUUUGAGGGACUGGUUUUAUUGUGUUGCUGCUAGAAAGUGAUUUAUUUUAUAUAAGCAUACUGUUGCAGAGGAGAGUUGUGCCUCUGGUGUUGGUGUUGUCAAAAAUAUUUUUAUACAAAAAAAUAAAUUCAGUUGAUGCUGAUAAAAUUAAUGUUUCAGCAAAUUAAAAACAGACUUUUUACCGACUCUGAGUUUCUGACUGCCAGUUUGUACAUUCCUGAUUUAGAUGAAAACAUCAUUUUUUCCCCCUGUAUCAGUCAGAGAAGUAAAUCAUGUCUGUAUUUAUGUUUGUUUUUAGGAAUGUAGCAAAACGGGAGGAUUUAAAAGUAAAGAGGUAACUUUAAAUAUUGGUGAAAGGGUUAAAAAUAAUAGACAUUAUACUUAUUUUAUCAGUAAAUCAAACUGGAAAAAUCUAACCGUGCCUUCAUUCAAAUAUUUAGAUUUAGAUUAGUUAUUAAUACACAGUAAUUUGAU
Molecule: messenger RNA, 6789 nt
Organism: Nothobranchius furzeri (turquoise killifish)
Lineage: Eukaryota; Metazoa; Chordata; Actinopteri; Cyprinodontiformes; Nothobranchiidae
Gene: rp1
Product: oxygen-regulated protein 1
Biological process (GO): photoreceptor cell development; intracellular signal transduction; retina development in camera-type eye
Cellular component (GO): axoneme
Source: RefSeq, a predicted model, not a curated record